AGGACUACGCCCCGAGAACGCGCCGCCCAUUUUGUCUCCGGAGAAGCCAGGAUAAGAACUUGGAUUUCUGGAUUCAUUUUAUCUCCUUUGCAAUAAUAAAAAUGCAACUUUCUGUCAAAAUGCUUCUCCUACUAUACUGUAUCUUGUUGACCUACAGUGCAGAAGGGAAACACGAUGGGAAACCAUUCGAUGAGAAGGAUCUGGAUAAAAUACGUCUCGGCACGAAAGGUUUUGAUAAGGUAAAAACGAUCCACACAAACUGGUACGUGCAUUCUAUGAAAGCGCUGAUUGCUCAACUUUCGAGAAACUUGCUCCCGAAACUUAAUGAUGAUCUCAAAACGGAAUUUGUGGAAUGUCUAGCUAAAAUUCAUGAUAAAAAAGAUCUCGUGGAAUCUUCAAAGUGUGUGAUGCGAGCUAGAGAGCAGUACAAAGUACAAAGGAAGUGGCAACCAAGAAGACCAGCUGCCAUCCCAACGACUACUGUAAAAACUCCAAAGCUGAAAAAAUUGAGCAUAAAAAAGGUAGAAGCAAUGAGAAAAGCUCUCCCGAAAGAGCUUCAAUUCCCGACCGCAACUGAAGUUCCAAAAAUACGGAAUGAAGUGAAGAUUCAAGCGAGAAAAGUUGACUCGCAUAACUCUGAAAAGAAAAAUCUUCUGGAAAAGAAGAGAAAAGACUUGGCAAUCGCAAGAAAAAUGCACAAACUGAAAAUUUCAAAAAUAUUGAGUGAGGAUCACAGUGAAAAAAUGAAGAAGAAUGAGAGAAGGGUUGAACUUUGUGGAAGCCGAAGCUAUUGCAGUGGAAACAAUUUGAGAUCAUCUUCCAAUAAAGAAAAUCUUAUUCUGGAAUUCAAGAGGAAAUGGAGGAAUCAGAGAAAUUUGAGAAACAGGAAAGUUUUGAGGAGAAGCAAGAGAAGUUUAACACGUCUUGUUGUCGAUUCGGUAUCCAAAUCUGAUUCACACGGAUUUUUUGUGAAAAAUAUGGAUCGAAUGCCAAGUUUGAAGACAAAGGAAAACAAGACGCCCGUUGAGAGAAUUACCAAGCUUCUCCGGACUUUUUUCAGCAACCAAACAGAAGCAGAUUCAACAUGGGCAGACACUUACAAGGCACUGGUAAAUUUGAAGAAAAAGAUGGAUAAAAAAGAAAAAGAGUCCGGCGCAAGAGUGUACAAUGAGCGAAUGUAUGAUUUGGUGCUUGAUAUACCACAGAAAAAUCAUGAUCUGGCGUUUUUCGACAAGCAAAAAAUGCCAGGAAUCGUGCGUCACGCAUUUGAUUUGAUGUCAACAAUUGAGGGAUCAAGUAAGAAGAAGGGAGAUUCUAAUAUCAAGUUUUUGAGUCCACGUUUCGCUGCAGUGAUGCCGGAUAAGAACGAGAACCGUGGUCGGCUGUCGCCAUCGAUUCUGUCAUUCUACAAUGAUGAGUCGGAAGAUCAAAUUCUGCCGCUUCCAAAGAUGCUCGAUGCUACGGGAAUGCAAGGAAAAGACCGUGACAGUAUCAUUGAGCUAGUGAUGGAAAUCUCUGGAGUCAAGGGAAUUGUCCACGACGCUAUGAAAAUGCUAAAAUCCACCGAAAUGCCAGAACUUGACCUAGCCAUGGAUGCGAAUGCAAAGAAAUCUCUGCAAAUGGUUCAGGACAUUCAAAAGUCAUACAACAGGAAGCAAAAGAAGGAAAUAAAAAGCAACGGGUUUACUUUGAUGAAACCGAAUCAGAUGGAGAAGCUGAUGACCGAGCAAGGAAUUCUCGGGCGGGAUGAUAUUUUCAAUUUGAAAGAAUAUGCCAUGAUGACAAUCGGGCAAAGAAAGGAAAUGGUCUGGGAUAUGGUUAGAGGCAUUGCUUUCGGACUUACUGGAUUGGGAUCUCCACAACGUUCAAACUUCACUAGCAAUAGUCGUGUGAAGCGUCAGUCUUCAGUAUGGGGACCGCAUAUUCUGACUCCUACCGUUUUGUCACCGAUUCUUUUCACACCAAUUUACGGGCUGAAUGUGUUGGGUCCAACAGUCCUCUCCCCCGGUCUCUUUACCCCACUGAUCCUCAAUCCCUCAGUACUCUCCCCAUACGUCUUCUCACCAACAGUCGGAAUCCCCUUCAUUUUAUCCCCGUAUCUCCUGUCCCCAUACGUGUUCUCCCCAUUAGUCAUGGCGCCGUUCAUUCUUAAUCCAUAUGUUCUCUCACCCAACGUCUUCAAUCCAUACGUUCUGUCGCCAUUGAUCCUGUCACCAUUGGUCAUCUGCCCCGAUGUGGUGUCUCCGAUGACGCUGGGUGGAGCGAUCCUGUCACCUGCAGUACUGUCACCUUCACUGUUGUCCAAGUCGUAUGUGAUGGCUAAUGUGUUGUCACCGACUUUCUUGUCUUAGAAUGUUACUCAUAGGUUUUAUUUAUACUGGUAUUUUUAAUUUUUAAUUCACGCCUAAUAUUCAUACAUAGGCUUUUUUGAUCUACGCGUUCUUUAAAUCACCACUUUUGUGUUUUUUGGCACACUAAACCCCCAAAGCCCUCAAAAACUUUUACCAACCUCUCUCAAAAUUUCAACCUAAACCCAGUCACCGUCCUGGUGACGCCCACAAUUAAAAAAUUAAAUUUCCCAUUUCACGGAAAACAAAAAAAACAUGCGUUGGAAUUUUGUUGCCUUGGUUUGUUUUAACCUUUCAAAAAUUGACGAUAAUCUGUUUACUGGUGAUUUCUCAGUUUUUCUACACUUAAUCAUUUUUCAUUUUGUUCCUGCCCACAUUUCCACAAAUAUUCUUGUCAUAGCUAAGCUAUUGUAAUAAUUAUAAUAAUGAUAAUUUAUCGAAAAUUGAAUGAAGAUUUGAAUUGAAAGUUUGGAAAA
This is a messenger RNA of Caenorhabditis elegans, 2824 nucleotides long. It is a transcript of the gene mltn-9, whose product is annotated as MLt-TeN (mlt-10) related. The record is from RefSeq and is marked reviewed. The transcript is spliced from 10 exons. Lineage: Eukaryota; Metazoa; Nematoda; Chromadorea; Rhabditida; Rhabditidae. The coding region runs from base 102 to 2351 and encodes 749 amino acids.